Messenger RNA from Zophobas morio, 1794 nucleotides. Its product is annotated as potassium/sodium hyperpolarization-activated cyclic nucleotide-gated channel 2-like. The record is from RefSeq and is a predicted model, not a curated record. Gene Ontology annotation, molecular function: voltage-gated potassium channel activity. The transcript has a single exon. Lineage: Eukaryota; Metazoa; Arthropoda; Insecta; Coleoptera; Tenebrionidae. Bases 1 to 1794 code for a protein of 597 amino acids. Gene Ontology annotation, biological process: regulation of membrane depolarization; potassium ion transmembrane transport; sodium ion transmembrane transport. Gene Ontology annotation, cellular component: HCN channel complex.
AUGGAUUUCUUCAUACACGAGUGCUCACUGACCAAAGAAGAAAAAGGGGAUACGAUAAGGUCCCCUUACUCCUCUCGGUUACAAGCGGCCUUUUUCUGGUUUAGGGAAAUCACAACGGUGGAGAGGAACGAGCAAAGUCGGAGGUAUUUUCGAAGUAUGGCUACGCUCUUGAAGGAGAAGAAGCGGCACUUGUUGACGAAGCAGUACGCCUACACCAUACACCCAUUCAGCAGGUUCGUGAAGUACAGACAAAUGUUCAUGUUUGUGGUGUUGUUCUUAUCGCUGUGGUUGGAUCCCUACUUGGGGUCCUUCUACGCCAGAGUGUACUUCGAUCCGACAAGAGAGCGUAUUCCUAUCGACGGAGUGGUGGUGAUUUUGACCUUCUGCCUCACCAUUGAUCUAGUCGUAUGUUUCUUCAUGGGAUACAACGUCGACAAAACGCGGGAAGUGGUUUUGCAGCAGAAGAUGAUCGCCAAGAGAUACCUGCGAACCUUCUUCUUCUUCGACUUCAUACCCCUCCUCCAAACUUACCUGAUGAUUUUUUUUGGCAGACACAUCUCCAUAGAGGCCCGAAUUUUUAUAUACACCUUCAAGAGCUUCCGCGUGGUACGAUUAUUCACCAUGCUUCAGAAUUUCAUGACGGUGUUGAAACGCCUGAGAAUUAAAGAGCUUCAGCGAAAAAUCUGCGCCCUCGUGGUCUUAGCUUGCUUAUUCCUACACUUCUGUGCUUGCCAUAUAUGCUUAAGCGCGGAGCUUCGCGAAAUAUCGGGGUAUGUGAAGUCGGACUCGUGGCUAAACCGACUCGAGGAAUUCCGCGCCGCCAAAGUGCAAGCCCUCGAUCCCACCGCUGAAGACCCGGUAAUGCUGAAAUACCUAGUUUUCAUCAAGUACUACGGAACGAUGUCCGACUACUUGGAGCACUUCCAAGUCGUCGUGUCCCACUUCAUGGGCGCCGGCAUCGGCCAGUACAAGACCCGCGACGAGCGCGAAAUGAUGAUCUUCUCCAUGCUCCUCAUCUUGGGCUUGUUCUACUGGGUCGUGAUGCUCGCCUACGUUCUUCAGAUAUACGGCACCACCAAAGUGUCCGAGUCCUCGUUCGAGGAGCUCCUGAUGCACAUGACCAACUACAUGGUCCGCAACCGGUUCCCGCACAGACUCAAGAGACGCAUCCUCAAGUACUACGACAUCAAAUUCAACAAGAUGUUCUUCUCAGAAAUCGCCAUCCUGAACACGCUAUCGGUCCAUCUCCGGAUGGAAGUCCUUCUUUACAGCUGUCGACACAUGGUUUCGAGUGUGCACAUCUUCAGAGGACUGUCCAGAGCGGCCGUGGGGAGCAUGCUGGCCCUGCUCCGCCACGAGAUUUACCUGCCGGGGGACAUCAUCAUGUCGAACGACGACCCCCUGGAGACCAAGAAGCUGUUCUUCGUCGCGUAUGGGACCUGCGCCAUGCUGACCACUGGAGGGGUGGAGGCGACCCACAUCGAAGACGGCAACCAGUUCGGGGAGAUCGCGCAGGACGAGACCGACCCCAUCACCGUGCUGUACACGGUGCAGGCGAUCGAAGUCGCCGAUAUCUACUACCUCCGAGAAACGGACUUCCAGUACUGCUGCGCCCGCCACCCGGAGAUCCUCCACAAGAUGUCCGGGGUGCUGAAGCAGAAGAUGGAGCAGUACACGAUGAUGGUCUCGGUGACGGAGGCGGGCACUGGCGGCUUCUACGGGGCCGACAUCAUCACCGAGCUGAGACUAAAAAGAAUCCUGCAUAGAGGCAUCAGACGCGAGUUGAUGAUGUAG